Messenger RNA from Diaporthe batatas, 477 nucleotides. RefSeq lists its product as uncharacterized. NCBI's taxonomy places the organism in Eukaryota, Fungi, Ascomycota, Sordariomycetes, Diaporthales, Diaporthaceae. The coding region runs from base 1 to 477 and encodes 158 amino acids. The record is from RefSeq and is a predicted model, not a curated record. The transcript has 2 exons.
AUGAAGCUUUCCAAUCUUAUCCUCACCAUCCUGCCCCUGGCCCUCGCGGCCCCGAUCGCGGAGCCCGAGGCCGCAUCCGAGAUCGAGGCUCGCCAAGGGUACAAGAACUACGGCACAUACGGCGACAAGAAUGGUGGCUACGGAAGCUAUGGAAGUUACGGAGGCCCUCCUCCCAAGCCUCCACCACCACCUCCCCCUCCACCACCGCCACCACCCGCACCAAAGCCUGCGCCUCCCCCACCGCCCCCACCGCCACCUCCUCCUCCUCCCAAGCCUGUCCCGCCGCCUCCUCCGCCACCGCCCCCACCAAAGCCCCCAGGAUACGGCUCCUACGGCGACAAGAACGGAGGCUACGGCAAGUACGGCAGCUAUGGCUCAUACGACAAGAAGGGAGACUACGGAAAAUAUAGCAACUAUGGCUCGUACAAGAAGGACCUGACCGAUGUCCUUGCUGCCGCCGCACAGGUCCUGGAGUGA